AUGGGUUCGUGUUUGUCGAAAGGUCCAGAACCUAAGCCAACACCUUCCAAGGUGAAUAGCAAACCAUCGAAUGGUAAAAUUACUGCUGAAAAACGACAAGACCAGAAGGCCGCAUUGAAUGCUGGAAGCAAUGGAAAUGCCAACGCCACUUCAAAUGGGUCUAAGGUAGAAACUCCAAUUAAAUCUACUGGACAAAGUGACUCUGGGCCAACUGUUCUGACAUCCAAUGGCACUAGUAAUAUCAAAGAAAGUUUAUCAGAUAAUCCAACCUCAGCUAUAGCUGCAAACAAUGGGAAUUCAAAUAUUGAUGGUCUUGAUUCCAAUGGAAGUUCUGAUAAACAAGUUAAAGUUUUAUUACUUGGUUCAGGAGAAAGUGGGAAAUCUACCAUAGUUAAACAAAUGAAAAUUUUACAUCAAAAUGGUUAUUCAAAGGAUGAAAUAAUUGAAUAUAAACCAUUUGUAUAUCGAAAUGUUUUGGAAUGUAUCAAAAACAUUAUAAAUGCCAUCAUUGAUUUGGAACCUCAACUCAUCAAAAAUGAAGCUGAUAGUAAACUUAAAGCAGUCAAAUCAUUGGAAGGUGUUGCAAUUGAUGGAGAUGCUACUUUAUCUGAUACUCAAUCACAAGAAAGUUUACAAGGAUAUGAAAAUGGUAAACCUGCUAGUAGAAGAGAAAUCUUAAAUUAUGAUGACCUAAACAAGAUUUUGGAUUAUGAGUUCACCAUGAAUACUGAAGAUGUAUUUGACGCUAAUAUUGCGCAACUCAUCAUAAAUGUCUAUAACACUCCUGAAGUGAGAGAUUUUGUCAAGUUUCAACAGGGGAACUUUUACUUGAUCGAUUCAACUCAUUAUUUCCUUAAAGAUGUUAAAAGAAUUGCCGCUCCUGGUUAUAUACCCUCUGUCAAUGAUAUCUUACGAACUCGUAAGAAAACAUCGGGUAUUUUUGAUUUCAAGUUUCAAAUGAGUAGUGGGUUGAAUAUUCAUAUGUAUGAUGUUGGUGGACAAAGAUCAGAAAGAAAGAAGUGGAUCCAUUGCUUUGAUAAUGUUACUCUCAUUAUUUUUUGUGUGGCAUUGUCUGAAUAUGAUCAAGUUUUAUUGGAAGAAAACUCUCAGAAUAGAUUGGAAGAAUCUUUGACUCUUUUUGACUCAGUGGUAAAUUCUAGAUGGUUUUCUAGAACUUCUAUUGUGUUGUUUUUAAAUAAAAUUGAUGUAUUUGCUGAAAAAUUACCUUACUCUCCAUUGGAAAAUCAUUUCCCAGAUUAUACUGGAGGUAAUAAUAUCAACAAGGCAGCAAAAUAUAUCUUGUGGCGUUUCACUCAAGUGAACAGAUCAGGUUUAAAUAUUUUCCCUCAUGUCACCCAAGCAACUGAUACAUCUAACAUCCAAUUAGUCUUUGCCGCCGUGAAAGAGACUAUCUUGGAAAACUCUUUGAGAGACAGUGGACUCUUAUAA
Messenger RNA from [Candida] anglica, 1449 nucleotides. The record is from the annotation of a GenBank genome assembly. NCBI's taxonomy places the organism in Eukaryota, Fungi, Ascomycota, Pichiomycetes, Serinales, Debaryomycetaceae.